AGCUUCCAGGUCCUUUUGUGCUCCGUGUAUCAAAAAAAAAAAAAGAUCAAAUCCUUCCCUCCCCCAGAUCGCAACUAUUUAGGGCUUUCGCUCCGGAUCGCAAGGGUCCCGAAACGGUCAAUGGCCACGCAGCGCGCAUGCUAGGAGUCAGCAGCCACCCUCUUCCGGGGCGAUGGGCAACACCAGCAUCACCGAGGGCAAGACUGCCCUGGCUGUGGGAAGCACUUCCAUCGCCAGGGGGAAGACCACCGUCGCCAUGGGCAACUCCUCCAUCUUCCGCGGAGUGACCACCACCUCCAUGGGAGACUCCACCAUCCAGAGGCAGAAAACCACCGUGGCUCUCGGACGAGCCAGCUUCAGCCGAGGGACCACGACCACCUCCUUCCGCAAGGCGCUCAUGCCCAAGCGUAGGAACACCUAGAUGGAGCGCACCCCAGGAGCCGGCACCGCAGCACAUAAGAAGAAGUCUAAAAUCGACUCUGAGAGCGAGUGGAAGACCAGCUAUUCAUCCAGCAGAACUUCCUUCAGCAAAGGGAAACUUUCCCUGCUGGGCACCAAGUACGCCAUCUCCUGGGGCCAAUUCUUCAUCUCCUGGAGCAGAAGCACGCUAACUUUGGGGAAGAGCGGAGUAGCCGUAGGCAAGACCUCGGUCACACGGGGUGGGACCACCAGCACCAUCACCACGCUGACCUUCAACCACGGGACCAAGUGCGCAUCUGUGGUCAGGACCACCCUCAGCAGGGGCGACAAGACCCACAGUCAUGUCUACUGGAAUUACCGGCCGUGAAUCCAGCACAUAAAAAAAAAGAAAAACGGGGAGAUGUACGUCUCAAUCCAGUAUGUACUCCCAAAAGAAAAUCAAAGAUAAAAGACGGACAUGUCGCUCUGGUCUGUUUUCGUCAAGUGUGUCACGGUGCUCGUUUUUUAGGGUGAGGCGGAGUUUUAUGGUGUAUCAGCAAGUUGAAAGAAUUGUGUGGAAUCAUUGAGAAGUUUAACCAGGGGGGGGGGGGGGUGUUUGAAAAGAUAAGAGUGCGCUUUAAUCAGCAACCAUUUAAUGCACAAUUCAAUGUUUAUCAUUGGUUUGGUUGUCGGAUUUUACGUUUUGAACCACAAUACUAUUUAUCACGUUUUCUAACUCUGCUUGUCUUGUUUGCGACCAAUCUGUAAUGACUUGCGAAUGGAUAAUAAAAUCCAUUUCAAUGAACUGCA
Messenger RNA from Hippocampus zosterae (dwarf seahorse), 1209 nucleotides. RefSeq names its product zwilling (gene zwi). The coding region runs from base 173 to 421 and encodes 82 amino acids. The transcript has a single exon. Lineage: Eukaryota; Metazoa; Chordata; Actinopteri; Syngnathiformes; Syngnathidae. The record is from RefSeq and is a predicted model, not a curated record.